Haliotis rufescens (red abalone) is the source of this 3638-nucleotide messenger RNA. RefSeq lists its product as uncharacterized. The record is from RefSeq and is a predicted model, not a curated record. NCBI's taxonomy places the organism in Eukaryota, Metazoa, Mollusca, Gastropoda, Lepetellida, Haliotidae. Gene Ontology annotation, molecular function: nucleotide binding. The coding region runs from base 281 to 1603 and encodes 440 amino acids. The transcript is spliced from 14 exons.
CCCCCCCCCCCUGGGUUGCCAAUUCUUCCUUAUUCCCUUUUCGGAACACACUAAAUGGCCCGGUCGGGCCCGUGUGCGAAAUACGCUAGAGUCGGAAAGCGCACGUAAAAUCCCAAAUCCUACCUACCUACCUACCGGUAUAUUAUCAGUUGCAGUUUGUAUCCCAAGCGAGCAACACCUCCCAAGCCAGCACAGAGCAUUGCCUGAUAGCCAGCCAAGGAGAACUCCACCAUCGGAAUCGACAGGCGUUGGACGUAUACAGUGUUGGCAGUGUAAAACAAUGUCUAAAAUCAUCAACAUGCUGAAGAGAAAGGGCCCCGAUCAACAGACCGCCGCUGUCACCUGUGUGGUGGUUGGGGCAGGCAUGCGGGGAUGUACAUACGCAGCUUAUGCACAGUUCUGCCCAGACAAAAUGAGGGUGGUCGGUGUGGCUGAGCCCAGAGAGUAUCAAAGAAAUAAGGUCAAGGACAGAAACAAAGUCCCAUCAAGCAAUGUCUUCACAGACUGGCGUGAAGCGGUCGAGAGAGACAAGUUUGCUGACUGCGUGAUCAUCACAACAGUGGACCAAGACCACAAGGAUCCUGCCAUUGCAUUUGCCAAGAAGGGUUAUCACAUUCUGCUGGAGAAGCCCAUGGCUGUUACGGAGGCAGAUUGUCGGGAAAUCGUGACGACGUGCAAGCACCACAACGUGUGUCUGGCCGUCUGUCAUGUGCUGCGCUAUGUUCCCUGGGCCAAGAAAAUCAAGGAGGUCAUCGCCAGCGGCAGGAUAGGGGAGGUUGUCAAUAUACAGCACACGGAGCCGGUCGGUUUCCAGCAUUUUGCUCAUUCCUUUGUUCGCGGAAACUGGCGCAAUGCCAGCCAGAGUUCUAAUUCGCUGCUUGCGAAGUGUUGCCAUGACGUCGACCUCAUCAAAUACUGGUUUGGGGAUACAAGAUGUCAGAAAGUGUCAUCCUUCGGGAAUCUGACACACUUCAGAAGAGCAGAUAAGCCUGUGGGGGCAGCGUCUCGUUGCACUGACUGUCCCCAGGAGAUCGAGACCUCCUGUCCGUACUCGGCCAAAAGAUACUACCUUGAUCAGGUCAAAUCUGGGAACAGAGGCUGGCCGGUGUCUGUCAUCACAGAUGUCCCUGACAUUGAAAGUGUCACCGAGGCCCUCAAGACAGGACCGUAUGGCAGAUGUGUAUACGAGUGUGAUAAUGAUGUUAUGUCACACCAGGUUGUAAAUUUCCAGUUUGAAGGAGGUGCAACAGCAAGCCUGACAAUGAUGGCCUUUACGAAAAAAGUGUGUCAGCGUGAGGUCAAGGUCUAUGGAACAAAGGGAGAAAUCUCCUGUGUUGAUGAUGGCAUCAAAGUGUUUGACUUCAUAACAGGACAAACAACCAGAGAGGAUCUAGAGCAGGAUGACUUUGCCCGGCAGUGGGGCCACGGGGGUGGUGACUAUCACCUCAUUCACGCCUUCAUCACGGCCAUCAAGGAGAAUCGCCUUGACUUGAUAGAGACGGGAGCGGACGAUACACUUAACAGUCAUCUUCUUGUCUUCGCUGCAGAGAAAGCUCGUAAAGAAAACUGUAUUGUGACCAUAAAUCCAGAUGGAACAUUUUAGGAAUUGGGUAAAAAUCAAACUGCUGUGAAGGAUAUGUUUUUAUCCUCAGGCUGAAGGUCCUUUUCUAUUGUUGUAUUAAUCAGGGACUAUACACACAGAUUCCUCUGAGUGUGUAAAAAUCACUGAAUCACAGCUUGUACAAGAUUUGGUGUACCUGUUGUUCACCCAGCAGUGAUUGGGCACUCAGGAACCAUUGGGACAAACUAAUUCAUAUCCUUUGGGGGAAGGUUGAGUGUUUUUAUUUUCUUUUUUUAAAAUCUUCCAAAUAGAAAAGAAUCUCAUUAGAAUCAGAUAUUAAUUAGUGCUCACUACUGCAACCCAAAGAUCUGAGUACAUCCCAUUACAGGUGAUGACAGAGCAACCUUUCAUCUGGCCAAGAGCGUCGCUUUUGAGAUCAGGACAACGAAAGUCCUAAUGUGUUUUCUAAUCAUGCAACCUCGAAAGGGUUUUGGUCAUUCCGAACGACAGUAGGACAAUCAAAGAGACUUUUCAUUGCCCGUUGGAAGUAAAGUCAUACCAUCUAAACCAUCUAUUAGACAUUUCAGAAUUUUCUUAGAUAUUCAGUUUUCAAAUAUGGAAUCUAGAACUCUAUGAAAAUAUAUUAGUAUGGAAUGGAAGUCGCCAUUUUGAAACUAGUGCCUUAACGUUAAACAAGGUACUUUCUGAUUUGGCUACUGUCGACUUCAUCUUAGCAUGUUUAGUCAUUUCAUUGGUCGUCAAAGCUCAUGACAGGCUGUUCUGGCGAGACCUGUAAUGGGAUGUCCCCAGAUCUUUGUGUGGGGUUAGCAAACUCUAUGGCACACUGCAUUAAGGGGAUAAAACAAGGAGUUGGUAUACUGUGUCUGAGUAGGGUAUCCAUGUUGAACUGCAGCAUUGUAUCUCAGUAGGGUAACACAAUAAAACUGGCUUAAGUCUGGACUUGUACAAACAUAGCUAUGAAUAUAAAGCUGAUAUAAGCUACGAUUUACACCUUCAUAACAUGCAACUAAAGUCUGCUGCUGAUUUUGACCAGCCUUCACAAGCUCCCAUCAGAGUGCAAAGUAAUGGAAUGUGGAAAUUUGGAUGUACCCCCUGGUACUGCAUUUCAUAAAGACAAAAUAUGAUUUAGAAAAACUGUGGUUGCUUGGUCAUUUGGACCUUUUGAUCAUCUUCGAAUUUUUUCAAUUAAUCUAAAUACAUCUGUCCUCCAGUACUGAAAUAAUGUUCACAUGUAUCAAAAUUAUUCAUUACUGGCAGGAGAAUUAGCUUGUCUGAUAUCAAACAAUAUAGUUGAGGAGAUAUUAAUUUGCAGAUCACACAUUGGUUGAUUGACAUAGGCGUAACACGUAAAUGAACAUAAUUAUGUAAAAUAUUUAGCUGGAGAUUUCCCAUUUUAUGUCCUGCUGAUCCAUACAAUAGAAAGGCUGCAAAAUUUCGGUGAGUGAAUUGGGUUUAGCGCCGUUUUGAACAGUAAUCUCACAGCUUUAUGUGAGAGGAAAACCCGAAGUGAGGCAGGUCUGAGAAACUUCGGUGAAACAACUAACUUCGGUAAAACCCCAGAGCAUCAUGGGUAUGGUGUUUGUGAACCUAGAAAUAUAGUUUGGGCAAAUGGGGAACCCACAAUCAUAGGUUUCUGGCGUGCCCAAGGGAUGCAACUCCGAGUUGCAUAAUGAAGAUGGAUAUUGCCAGAUGAUUUCAGUAUCCACUUGUGUUGAUAGAUAUUAAAAAAACAACACUAAACACAACAACUGUUGGCUAAAAUCUGUAUGCAUUUAGUUUUGGUCACAUUUGGGUAUGGUGUGUGUUCUGUAAUAACAUGUGUAUUAGGGCAGGGACGGGUGACUCAGGUACUCGGGUCGGGUGGGUACUGAGUAGGACCCGGGUAUUUCUUUCUGACGAUGCACACAUUCUAUUUUACUUGUAUAUGUUAAAGUAAAGAUAAAGCUUCAGACAACUUCAGUGAACACAUGAUCUGAUUGUUUGAUACAUGUACAAUGUAUCUAAAUAGUUUCAGCCCAAGCUUCAGUCAACUUCAGUGAACACAUGAUCUGAUUGU